AACCGUCCCUUGGGCUUGAGUCCUAAAUGGCAAUUCCAAUAAUUAAACUCCAAUUUCAGUUACUAUAUAUAGUUUGCACAACCGAAUCUCUUGGUCCAUCAACGAUAUCAUCAUCGUCAUCAAUCUCUCCCACUCCGAACUCUCUGCUCGUUUCUUCCUGAUAAUAGAAAUCCAAAUAACAAAAUUAAUCACACUAAAAUCAAUCAAAUUCUUUUUCUUUUUUUUUUGUUGUUGUUUUUUUUUUUCUUUCUAGUCUCAGAUCUUCAAACCCAUUUUGAACAACCCAACAACACUCUGUUUUGACUCAUCAUGGGUCGAUUGGGAUCGUUUUUCACUAACAGAUGGCUUGUGUUUGUGGCUUCAAUGUGGGUACAAUCGUGUGCUGGUAUUGGGUACCUGUUUGGGAGCUUAUCGCCGGUGAUUAAGAGUUCUUUGAACUACAAUCAGAGGCAGAUUGCGAGGUUGGGUGUGGCCAAGGACCUUGGGGACAGUGUUGGGUUCUUGGCUGGUAGUUUGUGCGAGGUCUUGCCAUUAUGGGGUGCUCUUCUUGUUGGUGCUUUGCAGAAUUUUCUUGGGUAUGGUUGGGUUUGGCUCAUCGUCACCGCCCGAGCUCCACCUUUGUCACUCUGGGCUAUGUGCAUUCUUAUAUUCGUGGGAACGAACGGUGAGACCUACUUCAAUACGGCAGCUCUGGUCUCGUGUGUGCAAAACUUUCCAAAAAGCCGAGGUCCUGUUGUGGGAAUACUAAAAGGAUUUGCUGGAUUGGGUGGUGCAAUUCUGACUCAAAUAUUUGCAGUGAUCCAUUCCCCUGAUCAUGCAUCACUCAUAUUCAUGGUUGCAGUUGGGCCCGCAAUGGUGGUUAUUGGCCUCAUGUUUAUUGUCAGGCCUGUUGGAGGUCACAAACAAGUCAGAUCAUCUGACGAGAAAAGUUUCUCAUUUAUCUAUAGUGUGUGCCUCCUUUUGGCCGCUUAUUUGAUGGCAGUCAUGCUUCUCGAAGAUCUAGUUAAUUUGAGCCACACAGUGAUCAUAAUUUUCACAGUGAUUUUAUUUAUUCUUCUAUUUAUCCCUAUUUUGAUUCCUAUCUCAUUGUGUAUUUUCCAAGAAACUAGAGAUCCCGCAGAAGCAGCUCUUCUGCCUGAAUCACAGAAACAAGAACCUAGCAAACCUGAACACGAUAUAAAUGAUGUUAUAUUUAGUGAGAUGGAAGAUGAGAAACCCAAGGAAGUAGACUUGCUACCGGCUUCAGAGAGGCAAAAGAGAAUCGCCCAACUGCAAACAAAACUAGCCCAAGCAGCUGCAGCAGGAGCAGUAAGGGUCAAGCGGAGAAGGGGUCCACAUAGGGGAGAGGACUUUACCUUGACGCAGGCUUUGAUAAAGGCAGAUUUUUGGUUGAUUUUUUUCUCACUUCUAUUGGGAUCGGGAUCUGGUUUGACGGUGAUUGAUAAUUUGGGUCAGAUGAGCCAAUCUUUGGGUUACAAUAAUACGCAUAUAUUUGUUUCCUUGAUCAGCAUUUGGAACUUUCUUGGCCGUGUUGGUGGGGGUUACUUUUCUGAGAUUAUCGUCAGGGACUAUGCUUAUCCAAGGCCAGUGGCCAUGGCUAUUGCCCAAGUCAUAAUGGCAUUUGGGCACUUCUUCCUUGCUAUGGGUUGGCCUGGGGCAAUGUACAUUGGUACUCUGAUGAUCGGACUUGGGUAUGGGGCCCACUGGGCAAUUGUUCCAGCUGCUGCCUCUGAGUUGUUCGGCUUGAAAAAAUUCGGAGCUUUGUACAAUUUUCUCACUCUAGCGAACCCUGCUGGUUCCUUAGUCCUCUCUGGUCUGAUUGCAAGCAGUAUCUAUGACAGUGAAGCAGCGAAGCAAGCCCAUCCUUACCAUCAACAUCAACAGGAUUUGGGAUCAAUAUUUUUAGGUAGUCUUGGUCAGGAUGAACCACUAAAGUGUGAAGGAGCUGUAUGCUUCUUCCUGACGUGCAUGAUAAUGUCGGGACUUUGCAUCAUUGCUGUUGUUUUAAGUAUGAUUCUUGUCUAUCGGACUAAGAUUGUUUAUGCUCACCUUUAUGGAAAAUCUCGUACUUGACUUGCGGGAAGAGAACCACGAUGGGUUUUCAGAACUCUGUUAUUUUGGAUCAGCAUUAUCUGUAUAAUUUGUGUAAGAUGGCAGGGAUUCCUCUGUAUCCAACGCAUAUUUCUAAAAAGGAAGAAUCUUCAGAACAACUCUCCCCACGUUCUUCUACGGCAGAUGGGCACUAUCUUUUUGUUGAGUGAUGUAAGAUUUUUAGUUUUGAAUGUCUCUUGUAUCUUGUCAAAGUCGGAUUUUUUUCUUGGAGGUGAUUUUUUUUUCAUUGAAGUUGCCUUUGUAAACCAUUUCAUAAUGAAUAUAAUGCUUCCUGUUUUCAACCAAA
This is a messenger RNA of Camellia sinensis, 2398 nucleotides long. Its product is annotated as protein NUCLEAR FUSION DEFECTIVE 4. NCBI's taxonomy places the organism in Eukaryota, Viridiplantae, Streptophyta, Magnoliopsida, Ericales, Theaceae. The record is from RefSeq and is a predicted model, not a curated record. Gene Ontology annotation, cellular component: membrane.